Messenger RNA from Mustela erminea (ermine), 3060 nucleotides. RefSeq names its product glucagon like peptide 2 receptor (gene GLP2R). Gene Ontology annotation, cellular component: plasma membrane. Gene Ontology annotation, molecular function: glucagon receptor activity; peptide hormone binding. NCBI's taxonomy places the organism in Eukaryota, Metazoa, Chordata, Mammalia, Carnivora, Mustelidae. The transcript is spliced from 13 exons. The coding region runs from base 205 to 1797 and encodes 530 amino acids. Gene Ontology annotation, biological process: adenylate cyclase-modulating G protein-coupled receptor signaling pathway; cell surface receptor signaling pathway. The record is from RefSeq and is a predicted model, not a curated record.
CGUGGAGAGGGUUUGUGCAAACAUUUCCUCGCGCGGUGCCUGGAGGAAUGCAGGAGGCCGCCGCCUGUGGUCCAUCUUGGACUGUUCGAGAAACGCGCCCGCGCCUGUGAAUUCGCAGGGGGAGGAAGGUGAGGCCGGCGCCGGGCGAGGCAGCGCCCGGGAGAAGGAAAGCGGGAUCCCCCGCCCCGAGUCCACUUGCUGCCCAUGGACACCCCUGCUACUGCCCGGGGGGCCAGGCCUCCCCCUCCCUCCAGGAAGCGCUCUCCCCCGGCCCCUGCGAGGCCCAUGCUCGCCCUGCUGGUCCUGGUCUCCAUCAAGCAAGUUACAGGAUCCCUCCUUGAGGAAACAACUCGCAAGUGGGCUCAAUACAAAGAGAAGUGUCUGAGAGACCUGCUCAAGGAACCUUCUGGGACCUUUUGUAAUGGGACCUUUGAUCGAUACGUGUGCUGGCCUCAUUCUUCUCCAGGAAAUGUCUCCGUUCCCUGCCCUUCAUACUUACCUUGGUGGCGUGAAGAAAACUCAGGAAGGGCCUACAGAUACUGCUUGGCUUCGGGCACUUGGCAGACGCUGGAAAACUCCACAGAUAUUUGGCAGGAUGACUCCGAAUGCUCCAAGAACCACAGCUCCAACAGCAACGCGGAACACCAUGCCUUGCUGUCGACCUUGCAGCUGUUGUACACCGUGGGGUACUCCCUGUCCAUCGUCUCCCUCCUCCUGGCACUCACCCUCCUCUUGUUUCUCCGAAAACUCCACUGCACGCGCAACUACAUCCACAUGAACUUGUUUGCUUCUUUCAUCCUGAGAGCCCUAGCUGUGCUGGUGAAGGAUGCCAUUGUCUACAACUCUUACUCCAGGAGGCCCAACAGUGACAAAGAGUGGGUGUCCUACGUGUCGGAGAUCUCUGCCUCCUGCCGCUCAGCCCAGGUCCUGCUGCAUUACUUCGUGGGCGCCAAUUACUCAUGGUUGCUGGUCGAAGGCCUUUACCUCCACACACUGCUGGAGCCCACAGUGCUCUCAGAGAGGCGGCUGUGGCCCAGAUACAUGCUGGUGGGUUGGGCCUUCCCAGUGCUGUUUGUGGUACCCUGGAGUAUGGCCCGUGCACAGCUGGAGAACACAGGGUGCUGGGGAACCAACAAGAGUAAGAAAAUCUGGUGGAUCAUCAGAGGACCCAUGCUGCUUUGUGUAAUGGUCAAUUUCUUCAUCUUCCUGAAAAUCGUCAAGCUUCUCAUUUCUAAGCUCAAAGCCCAUCAAAUGUGCUUCAGAGAUUAUAAGUACAGAUUGGCAAAGUCAACACUGGUCCUCAUUCCUCUGCUGGGUGUUCAUGAGAUUCUCUUCUCUUUCGUCACUGAUGAUCAAGUAGAAGGAUUUUCAAAACUUAUACGACUCUUCAUUCAGCUGACUCUGAGCUCCUUCCAUGGAUUACUCGUGGCCCUGCAGUAUUGCUUUGCCAAUGGAGAGGUGAAGGCAGAGCUGCAGAAGCACUGGGUCCGCUUCCUGCUCGCCCGCCACUCGGGCUGCAGGGCCUGGGUCCUGGAGAAGAACUUCCGAUUCCUGGGAAAAUGUCCCAAGAAGCUGUCCCAGGCGGACGGCACGGGGACGCUCCAGAAGCUGCAGACCUCAUCGAGCGGCGAUGGGCAGCUCCUGCACCUGUCCGUGCACGGCCUCGGGGGGCGGGACGCCCGGGCCCCGCGGGGACACGCAGCCUGGCCAAGGGGCAGCAGCGUAUCCGAGAGCAGCGAGGGGGACUUCACCCUGACCCACACCAUGGAGGAGAUUCUCGAAGAGAGUGAGAUCUAGGCUGGAGGCCCACCGCCCCGGCUCUGCUCCCCGGUGGUAGGGGACGGUGCAGAGUCAUCAGUCUCCCCCACGCACCAUGCCCACUUUGGCAGGAAGUUCAUGCCCAGGUGUCUCAUGCUUCAGACCCGGCGUGGACGGUGCUCUGGAGGCUGAGCAGGGCCUGGGGGAUUAGGGUCAGGCUGAGUGACUGAGACCGCACAGCCGGGGGCGAAGGAAAACCACAGAAAGAACAUUCCAGGGAAACACGCGUUAACGCCUGGAAGUGUCGCUUUUAGAGUGUGCAAAAUGCAUGUGUGGGCGGGCGGGUCCGUUGCCAUGGGACUAGAUCCUGCCUUACAUCAGCGGGAGGGGAAGGUAGGGUACUCACAAGUCUGGCUGCCAGGUUUAGCAGUUAAAAUACAUAAUGCUCAAUUACGUUGGCAUUGCCGAUACAAGAAUAAUCUUAUUGUGGAAGUAUUUCCUGUGGGGUAUGCAUUAUCUGUAAUUUGAAUUAAGUCCUACGUGGGGGAAUUUCACCUGGAAACUCCAUGGUCAAGGACACGGCACUCCGGGGCAGGGACUAGCGUAAGGCAAGUGAGGAACUCGGUUUAGGUACCAGAUUUAAAAUAGCACCGGGAAAAAAAAAAACAAAACCCAUUGUUGAGAUAGGUAAUAUUUUUAACACAUUUUAAACACUAAAAUCCAUAAAGCUGCUGCAGAUGGGCCAUUUCUAAAGAUAACUUUUUAUUAGGACAAGGCCAGGGUGAGGGUUAAGACCAGCGAGGUGAGCUCAGGCAAAGGCAGAGUCUGAUCCUGACUUUAUUGAAAAUGUUGUUAUCUCACCCAUCAUGGACUUCUGGGCGUGAAUUUCUAUUUUUUCGAUGAUUCUGCCAAAAUAUGAUUUCUCUUGGUGAUUGUGUGUUUUGGCCCUCUCCCCGCCCCGAGUCCCAGCUCUGUUUUCCCAAAGGAGAAACUGAAGCAGAAGCAUUAGGCAAGUGCCUAACCAAACAAAGUUUUAUUUCGGUGCCCAGGUUAUCCCUCGUUAAAUCAUUAAAGAACGUGUCCUUCUAAUUUUUCCUUGUUUGCAAUGUCCCUGCCUUUUCCGGCCAGGUCCGUUAGCUCCUAGAGAUCUAGGGUCUUGCUGUGUUCUUAGUCUGCAUCCAGCAUAACGGGUCCAGAGUCAGUGCUCAGCACACACUCGUCAGUGACACAGGACAGAGAUGUCUUCGGGAACAUCUGAUGCUGUCCAGGGUCCAUUACCUGGCCUCAGAUAGGCGAUGGAAU